Messenger RNA from Purpureocillium lilacinum, 474 nucleotides. RefSeq lists its product as uncharacterized. Gene Ontology annotation, molecular function: peroxiredoxin activity. NCBI's taxonomy places the organism in Eukaryota, Fungi, Ascomycota, Sordariomycetes, Hypocreales, Ophiocordycipitaceae. The record is from RefSeq and is a predicted model, not a curated record.
AUGAGUACCGACAAGGGCUUGGACGAGCUGCAUCGGAGGCUAUUUGAAGAAGGCCUCAAGAUGCGCCGCUCGGUCGUCGGCGACUCAUAUGUUGACCGCGCGCUCGCAAAUGGCUCCACCGAGUUUUCUCGCCCUGGCCAGGAGCUCGUCACUGAGUGGUGCUGGGGAUACGCUUGGACCCGUCCUGGCCUGGAGAAGAAGCAGCGCAGCCUCCUCAACAUCGGCAUGCUCAUGGCUUUGAACCGCACUCCGGAGCUCGCGGUGCAUAUUCGGGGCGCGAGGAACAAUGGGCUCACUGAGCUGGAAAUCCGGGAGGCCAUCCUGCACUGCACCACUUAUUGCGGCGUGCCGGCGGGUGUUGAGGCCAUGAAAACGGCGGAAAAGGUCCUCGACGAUAUGGCUGAGAAGGGCGAGAUGCAGAGGGAGCUGGAUGCCAAGGUGGAGGGAACUGAAGGGGGGGCGAGGAUGAACUGA